This is a messenger RNA of Meyerozyma guilliermondii ATCC 6260, 999 nucleotides long. RefSeq names its product GTP cyclohydrolase II (gene RIB1). The record is from RefSeq and is a predicted model, not a curated record. Gene Ontology annotation, molecular function: GTP cyclohydrolase II activity. Gene Ontology annotation, biological process: riboflavin biosynthetic process. Lineage: Eukaryota; Fungi; Ascomycota; Pichiomycetes; Serinales; Debaryomycetaceae. The transcript has a single exon. Bases 1 to 999 code for a protein of 332 amino acids.
AUGGCAUCGAAGGACAUAGUACAUCCGCAACCAGAGCGCCGGCACGGGUCGGAAACUCACGAAUUUACCAUGCCUCUCUUAUCUCCUACAUUGACACCAUCCCAUAUUCCAUCGCAAACGCCUCAAAUUCCUCCGGAAGUGCCAGCAGAAGUCAGGGAUCGCUUGCCCCUUCCUGAAACGUUGCCUGUGGUGAAAUGCAUGGCGAGAGCUCGUAUACCGACCACUCAGGGGCCGGAGAUAUUUCUCCAUUUGUACGAGAAUAACGUUGACAAUAAAGAGCAUUUGGCUAUUGUUUUUGGGGAAGACGUGCGUUCGAAAACGCUCUAUCAGAAACGUCCCAAUGAGACCCAGCAAGAUAGAAUGACUCGUGGUGCUUAUGUGGGCAGAUUGUUUCCUGGAAGAACCGAGGCAGACUAUGACAGUGAGUCUAAUUUGAGAUUGAAUUUCGAUGAAAAUGGCCAACUUAUCAGAGAUCCAAGUACCACCUGUAGUGGUGAGCCCAUUUUGGCCCGUAUUCAUUCGGAAUGUUAUACGGGGGAAACCGCAUGGAGUGCUCGUUGCGAUUGUGGAGAACAAUUCGAUGAAGCUGGUCGGUUAAUGGGUGAAGCUGGGCACGGGUGUAUCGUGUACCUUCGUCAGGAAGGUCGUGGAAUUGGACUUGGGGAAAAGUUGAAGGCUUAUAAUUUGCAAGACUUGGGAGCGGAUACCGUCCAGGCCAAUUUGAUGUUACGACAUCCUGCUGAUGCGAGAUCUUUUUCGCUCGCUACAGCCAUACUCUUGGACUUGGGGCUCAACGAGAUCAAGUUGUUGACCAACAAUCCCGAUAAAAUUGCUGCAGUUGAGGGAAGAAACAGAGAGGUCAAGGUAGUGGAACGGGUGCCUAUGGUGCCGUUGGCAUGGAGAAGUGAGAAUGGAAUCAAGUCAAAAGAGAUAGAGGGCUACUUGAGUGCUAAGAUUGAAAGGAUGGGGCACUUGCUUGAAAAGCCACUCAAGAUAUGA